AUGGCUCCAACUACUACAAAGAAGUUCAAUAACAAAUCGAAUAAUAAUAAGAAACGUUCAAGUCCUUCUAAUGAAAAAUCAAUAAAUAAGAAGGCUAAAAUUUCAGUUGAAUCUUCUUCUUCAGAUGAAGAUGAAGAUGAAUUGGAUCAAUUAGACGAUGAUUCCGCUUCUUCUGGUUCUGGUUCUGCUUCUGAAUCAUCAUCUGAUGAUGAUGACGCUGAUGAAUUGGAUGAUAUUGUCUCAUCUGCUUCUGAUGUCAACGAAGAUGACUUAGAUCAUUUAGAUAACAAUGAAGAAGAAUCAAACGAUGAUGAGGAAGGUGAAGACCAAGACAAAGAAGAUGAAGACGGAGAAAGGACUGAAGAUGGUGAGAAAUCGACCUCAGAUAAUCAUACUGAACAAAGAAAAUUAUUAAAGGAAAGAAAAAUGCAAAGAAAAUCCGGUAUUGAAGUUCAACAUAUCAAAUCAUUAUGGGAAAAAUUACGUGUAAAUACACCACCAUUACCUAAAGAAGUUCGUGAAAAAUUAUCCAAUGAAAUUUGGGAAUUAUCCAAAAAUUGUAUAUCUGAUUUAGUGAUGAAACAUGAUGCUUCCCGUGUCGUUCAAACUUUAGUCAAAUAUUCUACUAAAGCUCGUCGUGAACAAAUUAUUAAUUCAUUAAAGGGUAAAUAUUAUGUUUUAGCAACUUCAGCAUAUGGUAAGUACCUUUUAGUUAAAUUAUUACAUUAUGGUUCUAAAAAUUCAAGACAAGUUAUCAUUAAUGAAUUACAUGGUUGUUUAAGAAAAUUAAUGAGACAUCGUGAAGGUGCAUACGUUGUGGAAGAUUUAUAUGUACUUUAUGCUACUCAAGAACAAAGACAACAAAUGGUUAGGGAAUUUUGGGGGGCUGAAUAUGCUGCCUUUAGAGAGAAGCAUAGUGGAACUACAAUUGAACAAGUUUGUGAAUCUAGUAUCGAAAAGAGAAAUAUUAUUUCCAGAAAUUUGAUCGGUACCAUUACAGCAUCCGUUGAAAAGGGAUCCACUGGGUUCCAAAUCUUACAUGCUGCCAUGAAGGAAUUUGUUAAAAUUGCAGAUGAUAAAGAAAUAUCCGAAAUGAUUGAAUUAUUACAUGAACAAUUUGCAGAAUUAGUUCAUACACCAGAAGGUUCAGAAGUGGCAUGUACAUUAAUCGCUAAGGCAAACGCGAAAGAAAGAAAAUUGUUAGUAAGAGCUUUGAAGGAUCAUACUGAGAAAUUAAUUAAGAAUGAGCAUGGUAAUAUAGUUUUCAUUACUCUCUUAUUAUGUGUUGAUGAUACAGUUUUAAUAUUCAAAUCAUUUGGACCAUCUGUUAAGGAACAUUUACAAGAUUUCAUAAUUGAUAAAUAUGGUAGAAGACCAUGGAUUUAUAUUCUUUUAGGAUUGAACGGUAAAUAUUUUGCACCCAAUGUGAAGAAGGAGUUAUCAAAAUAUCUUGCCAUGGCUGAAUUAACCUCUAAGAAACCAACAUCACAAAAGAGACAAGAAUUGUUAAAUAAAUUUUCACCAAUGUAUUUGAAGACUAUUUCCAAAUAUUAUUCCGAGAUUCUUUCAGAAAAUCUUGGUAGUCAAUUUAUUUCAGAAGUUUUAAUUAAUGAUGAAUUGUAUGAACAAUUAGGUGAGAAGGAUAAAGCUGUUUUCGUUCAAAUUAUUGAUCGUAUAAUUACAUCCUUUAAAGGUGAUAUCUCAGAAGAGUCUCAUCCAAUACAUAGACCAUAUUCUACCAGACUAUUAAAAUCAUUGAUUCAAGGUGGUAAGUGGAAUAAUAAAGAUAAGAAAUUGGAACCAUUAGAAAAGGUAGAAGGAUUAGGUGUUCCAUUCGCCAAGAGAUUUUAUGAGGAUAUCAUUGAUUCAUCCAAUCUUCUAGAAUGGAUCAAUACAUCUGAUAGUUCCUUUACUGUAGUAGCAUUAUAUGAAGCAUUAAAUGAUAAAGAAGAAGGCGAUCAAUUGAUAGGAGAUUUAGAAGAAAUCAAGGGUAGGAUUGAUGCCACGAAAGAUGAAAAUAACAAGGGUGCUCAAUUGUUAUUGAAACUAUUGAAAUAA
Messenger RNA from Naumovozyma dairenensis CBS 421, 2058 nucleotides. RefSeq names its product Puf6p (gene PUF6). Gene Ontology annotation, cellular component: nucleolus. Gene Ontology annotation, biological process: regulation of translation. Gene Ontology annotation, molecular function: mRNA binding. Lineage: Eukaryota; Fungi; Ascomycota; Saccharomycetes; Saccharomycetales; Saccharomycetaceae. The transcript has a single exon. The record is from RefSeq and is a predicted model, not a curated record. Bases 1 to 2058 code for a protein of 685 amino acids.